Elaeis guineensis (African oil palm) is the source of this 1707-nucleotide messenger RNA. RefSeq names its product gibberellin 2-beta-dioxygenase 2. The record is from RefSeq and is a predicted model, not a curated record. Lineage: Eukaryota; Viridiplantae; Streptophyta; Magnoliopsida; Arecales; Arecaceae.
CCGUUGCCCUCCUCCUCUUUUAUCUUGCUGUAGUAUCUUCUCUCUUCUAACCAAGCCACCCUCUCUAAUUCUAACUCCUAUAGGUACACAAACAUAAAGAGAAGCAGCCCUUAGCUAGCCAUGGUAGUGGCUUCUUUGAGUCCUGUGCAUGGUGAUCACAUCCGGUCGCUUUCCAUCCCGAUCGUCGACCUCUCCGGUCAUAGAGGCCUCAUCUCCGAGCUCAUUGUGAAGGCCUGCAAGGAGUCUGGUUUCUUUAAAGUGAUCAACCAUGGAGUGCCUGCCGCCGUUAUCUCGCAAAUGGAGACCAUUGCAUUAGAUUUCUUCUCUCUGCCGGCUGUCGAGAAGCAACGAGCAGGGCCUCCGAAUCCACUUGGAUAUGGGAGCAAGGCCAUUGGGCAGAAUGGAGACUCCGGAGAGGUGGAGUACCUCCUCCUCCACACCAACCCCUCCAUGUCCCAGAGAACCAGUACAAUAUCAAGAAUGAAUCCAACCAAAUUCAGCUGUGCGGUGAAUGAGUACGUGGAGACUGUGCAAGAGCUGGCAUGUGAGAUACUGGAACUGCUGGGAGAAGGGCUGGGGCUGAGAGAUGGUAGGGUUUUUAGCAGGCUGAUAAGAGACAGAGAGAGUGACUCACUACUAAGGCUGAAUCACUACCCUCCAUGCUGCAACAAGGAGGAUAUCAACAAUGACAUGGAUGUUAGGAGUGGUAGGAUUGGAUUUGGCGAGCACUCGGACCCUCAGAUGAUCACCCUCCUUAGAUCCAAUAGUGUGGGAGGACUCCAGAUACUGUCUACCUCAUCAUCGGAUGGUGCAGCUUGGGUCCCGGUGCCACCUGACCCUAACACUUUCUAUAUCAUGGUCGGCGAUCUGCUUCAGGCUAUGACAAAUGGACGACUAGUUAGUGUGAGACAUAGGGCCUUGGUUAACUCCUACAGCUCAAGGCUCUCCAUGGCUUAUUUUGGUGCACCUCCCCUCCAUGAAUGGAUUUCCCCUCUUCCAGAGAUGAUCACACCCCAAAUGCCUCGUUGCUACAAAUCCUUUACUUGGGCUGAGUACAAGAAGGCCAUGUACUCACUCAGGCUUGGACACAAUCGCCUUGAUCUCUUCCGCAAAGAUACGGUGGAAAAAUACCCUUAGUAAAAUGAUAGUAGAGAUUUCUUAGGAUAACAUUUUGUGCAUGCCAUGUGUAUCAAUUGGGGGUUUAUUUUUUGAAAUAGUCCCCCAAAUUUUGUUAAUGUUUGUUGAUUAGAAGCAGCGGGGUGACUUCAAUGGUCUAUGUAGUAAUUAGAUUACCAGUGUCAUGUCAAAGAAGGAAGAACAUGUAUUGAGAAGAAUAUCUAAGGAGAUUUGCAGUGUUGUAUGCUUUCAAGAUUGGGUAAAACUUUUUUUUCUCCAUAUUCUGCAACAAUCAGAAAAUUUGGGUUUUCCAAAUGCAUUUCAGUUGGCAUAGUUAUUUAUGUUUAACUAUAAGUUUGAAAAGUAGGUUGUUUAACUAUAGCUUAAAAAAAUCGGUUAACUUCUUUUAUACACACACUUUUAAUACAUAUACAGAUGCAUCAUGAAUUAUCAUGAUAUGAGUUAAAUUUCAAAAGUGAGGAGAACAAGUGCCUGGUCCCAAAAUUGCAUUCUCUCCCCGUUCUAUACAAUCGAUUCUUCCCAAAUUUUAAAGGAAAAUAUGAUAAGAAAGAAGUAAAACCAGAACUAGAU